Penicillium diatomitis is the source of this 918-nucleotide messenger RNA. RefSeq names its product RNase P/RNase MRP complex subunit. Gene Ontology annotation, molecular function: ribonuclease P RNA binding. Gene Ontology annotation, cellular component: ribonuclease P complex; ribonuclease MRP complex. Bases 1 to 918 code for a protein of 305 amino acids. The record is from RefSeq and is a predicted model, not a curated record. Gene Ontology annotation, biological process: tRNA 5'-leader removal; rRNA processing. The transcript has 3 exons. NCBI's taxonomy places the organism in Eukaryota, Fungi, Ascomycota, Eurotiomycetes, Eurotiales, Aspergillaceae.
AUGGCGUCCGCAAGUGCGCCUACAAAUCACAUCGCCUACAAUCUCCUCGCGCGCGCCCACUCCCCCGACACCGCCGCGCAGCAAUUCACCGAGCGCGUCAAGCAAAAACCACUCUACCUUCGACCAACGUCACCCUCAGCAGCUGAUAACCGCUCACGACGACGCCAUGAGCGACUUCGGAAGAAAGAGUACUUUCUCAAACAUCAGCGACCGCAACCACUGUCUGCGCGCGAGAAGCGCUCGUCAGGCCUGUACAAUUUGCCCAAGGAAGAAUGCAAAUACGACAUUUUCAAGGGCCUGCAUGCGCUUUGGGUGGGAUAUAUGCAAGAGAUACUGGAUCUCAGAGUCGGGGGACGGACUGGUGUGAUCACACCGGCGUCGCAUGGAGCAAAGCUGGUCAGCGCGGAUUUCCACGGCGCAGAAGUGGAGGUUGUUCGGAGUCAAUGCGCAAGCCGGGUCGGAUUGAAGGGAAUUGUGGUGCGGGACACCAAGUUUACGUUUGUUGUUGUCACUGAAAAGGACGAUGUGAAGACGAUACCCAAAGAGCAUACAGUUUUCAGAUUUACGGUGCCAUUGCCACAACCAACGUCGACGGAGGCCACUAUUCAAGAUGGCGACAAUCAACAAGAAGCCAAAGCAGCAGAGUUGAAGCCGCUGGUCUUUGAGCUUCAUGGCAGCCAAUUCGAAAACCGACCCGUUGACAGGGCGAACAAGAAGUUCAAGUGGAGAAACAUCGACUACACCAAGCUCGUGAUAAACCCGAUCCUCGAGGUCGUUAUGCCAGAACACGGGUCGAUGUUGCCUGCCCAGGCUCUCAAGGCACUACCCAAAUCCCCGAAGGAUCACGAUUUCGCAAAUGCCGAGACGCCAUGUCUUGCCUCUACCACGCAGCGCUUGAUGAUCCGGGGCAAGACAUGA